AAAGCAUCAGAUGGUACUCACAAUCAUUUUCAAGUAUUGCCAAUCACACCUUGAUUUUGAACUGCACCAGUUCCCAAUCUGUUUCAAAGCGUCUUUACUGACCUGAUGACCAUUAACUCUUAUGAUUAGCUCUUAUUCACUUUGUAACUAAUGCCCAUUUGCCAACGAGUUUCCUCAACUAAUGGUAGUCAACCUAAGCAAACUUAGAGUUUGAACCCUUCAUUUCAUUUUUGUCGUACCAAAAAAAGAAGUCGAAAACAAGCGUCCUUCCCCCCCAAAAAAAAAAUGGUUCGAUAGCGUUUGAACCUAAACACCAAAACGUUCAAUUGAUCCCGAUGACCAGCCUCGGGGCCAAAAACAUUACCCUGGACAAGUAUGUGCCCCAGAAUUCAGGCUUCCACAUUCCAGUAUUCCACCCAGCUACCAAAAUUUCAGGCGCUGGAGCCGAGCCGAGCUCCUUUGUUGCUGGCCCCCCGUGGAAAGGAACGGAACACCCACUGGUCCCGAGUUCUAUCCUCACUCGUUGUAUAAUCCACGGGGGGAGAGGGAGAAAGGGAGAGAGAGGGCGGAUGGCGGUGUUGACGAGCACGGAGAGUUUGGAGGCGGAGGUGGAGGAAUUCCGGGAGACGCUGCUGAGGAGCAGCGGAAGCUUGGAGUUUGGGGCGUGGAAGACGGGAACGGGUGCCGUCCGGAGGUGGACGGACGGCGAGGAGAGGGAGGGACACGGGAGAAUGGUGUGCGUCACCAGCGCCGUCUCCUUCCUCGGCUUCGCCAUCGUCAAUCGCCUCCUCGCCCUCGGCUACAUCGUCCGCCUCGCUCUCGAAUCCCAAGGUCAGUCCUAAACAACAAAAAUAUCCGCCUAUUUUUUCUGAGCAGGGAAUUAGGAAGCAGAAGGAACCAGGCGGAGCUUAGGGAUGCCUUGGCAGGCCUUCAAGAUGCACGAAGAUCUGGACAAGCUGAGGGACAUGGAGAUGUUUGGCGAGAUGGGACGGGACGGAGUAUGGGCGGUGAUGGCCAACGUGAUGGACGUUGAUAGCUUAUGCCAUGCGUUUGAUGGUUGCGCCGCCGUGUUCCACACCUCCGCUUUCAUGGAUCCUGGGGGCGUAUCAGGCUACUCGAAGCCCAUGGCACAUAUGGAAGCAAGAGUGGCAGAGCGAGUGAUUGAAUCCUGUGUGCGUACUCAAUCUGUCAGAAAGUGCGUAUUUACUUCCUCUCUUCUAGCUUGUGUUUGGCGGCAGAACUCCCCUCGCAAUCGCCAUAUCCCCACCAUUGUUGAUGAAAACUGCUGGAGCGAUGAAAGUCUCUGCCGGGAUAAGAAGCUAUGGUUUGCACUGGGCAAGACAAUGGCAGAGAAAGCAGCUUGGCGAGCGGCUCGUGGAAGGGACUUGAAGCUUGUCGCUGUUUGCCCAGCUCUUGUCACCGGACCACGAUUUUGCCGCCGGAACUCCACAGGAUCCAUCGCAUACCUCAAGGGAGCUCAUGAGAUGUUUGCAGAGGGAUUGCUUGCAACAGUCGAUGUGCAGAAAGUAGCUGAGGCUCAUGUAUGUGUCUACGAGGCAAUGAGUAACACUGCUUGUGGGCGGUAUAUCUGCUAUGAUCGUAUUAUCCAAAGAGCUGAGGAGGCUGCUGAAUUGGAGCGGCAACUCGGAAUUGCAAACAGGAUCUCCGGGGAGACCCCCACCGACCACCCAACCUGGUUCAAGCUCUGUAAUAGGAAAAUUUCCAGGCUAAUGUCAUCAAGGAGGAGUUGCACAUACGACGUCUACUCGGUACUGUACAACUAGAAGCUCAGGUAUUCAAGUACAUGACCAAACACUUGGGAGGGUUCAGAUGGCAUUGCCGCAACAGACUCGGUGCUCACUGUGAUGGAAGAACACAAAGCUGUGAUUGUUGGCAUUCAGGAGCUUCUAAGUGAGAGAAAAUGAGAACUUGAUCACAAUGUUACGGAUUCAGUUGGAACAGAGGAUUAUUGGAGAGGAGUGGAGGAAAACCUUUGUACAAAGUUUUUGUGUAAUUAAACUGAGUUGGCAACACGAAGUGGGAAUGGAAGAAGGCUUUUGAGGCA
Molecule: messenger RNA, 2065 nt
Organism: Phoenix dactylifera (date palm)
Lineage: Eukaryota; Viridiplantae; Streptophyta; Magnoliopsida; Arecales; Arecaceae
Source: RefSeq, a predicted model, not a curated record